Messenger RNA from Planococcus citri (citrus mealybug), 1948 nucleotides. RefSeq names its product poly(A) RNA polymerase, mitochondrial-like. The coding region runs from base 174 to 1907 and encodes 577 amino acids. The record is from RefSeq and is a predicted model, not a curated record. The transcript has a single exon. NCBI's taxonomy places the organism in Eukaryota, Metazoa, Arthropoda, Insecta, Hemiptera, Pseudococcidae. Gene Ontology annotation, molecular function: poly(A) RNA polymerase activity.
AAAACACGCACAACUGAUAAGAAAAACUCAGAAAUUCAAAUUUUCAAAAACCUCAAAAUCUGCUUAAAAUGAUGAAAAUUUGACCUUUUUUUCAAAAAUAUCUCUUUAAUUCCGACGAAAUAAUGUGAAAAAUUGAGUAAUUGAUCAAUAACUUGACAAUUGAAAACCACCCAAUGAGUUCCUUCAGGCAUUUGGUUACGAGACGUUUCUCAUUUUGUAUUCAUAAAUCGAAUUCGGCUUACUCGAGAGCGAACAAAUUCUGCACGAUUUCCAAUGAAACAGCAGCCGGCGACUCGAAACCUCAACCACCUUCGGCAGCAGAGAAACCAUCCUUCAUUACGUUCGACGAUGUUUUGAAACGCAGACGCACCGAAGCUAGUAAAAGUGUAGUAAUCCAAGUGAAAGACGAUAAAUCAUACGGCGGAUUAUACAAUUACAUGAAGAAAUACGGAUCGAUAAAGAAUUGCUUUUUUUAUUCGCUUAAUCCGCAAUGCAACUAUAUUUUGAUCGAGUUCGAAAACCAGGAAUGUUUGGAAGCAGCGUUGGCUGACGGACAGUACUCGAACUCGAGCGAGACAUUUCCUACGAGAUCUCCUUUUCUGUGGUUUACGCUGCAGUCCCGAUCAAAGUCGGAGACUUGGUCGGCGCCUGAAUUACAGCAUGCGCGUGUUAGCGAUUUAUCAUCUACCGAGGUGCAAACUCUGUUGGCCGGAUCGAAAUCAUUUACCGAAGAUAUGAUCACGUUGCACGAAAACGUCAAGCUCAACGAAUUGGGAAGCAGAUUGCGAUUCUUGACUGCGCACCAGGUAGAAACAGCUUUCAAAGGCAUGUUUCCUUUCUGUACGGUGCUGCCAUUUGGAUCUUCGAUCAACGGUUUCGGUAAAAUAAACUGCGAUUUGGACUUGGUGCUUACGUACGACGGUCGUUUACAACAAGAAAUCGUUCCUAGUAGACUGAUGUAUCAUUCGAAAUCUUGCGUCAGUACGUCUCGUAUGCAUUCUCAACGACAUUUAGAAAUCGUCGCUGAUAUUUUGCAAUAUUUUCUACCCGGAUGUACUCACGUCAGAAGAAUUUUACGAGCCAGAGUGCCCAUUUUGAGAUACAUGCACGAUAUUACUGGUAUAGACUGUGAUCUUUCCGCUACCAACAUGAGUGGCGUCUAUAUGUCCGAGCUGUUGUACAUUCUUGGCUCGUACGACCGACGUGUUUGCCCUCUAGUCUACACUGUACGUUACUGGGCUAAAGAAAUCGGUCUCACGAAUCCUGCGCCGGGACGAUGGAUUACCAAUUUUUCGUUAACGUUGCUCGUUCUGUUCUAUCUACAGCACGAAAAAAUCAUACCAACUUUGAAAAUGCUCAUGACUCAUAAAAGACCGGUAGAUAAGAGAUCUUUCGACGACAUCGAUUGUAGUUUCCUGCGAGAUAUCAAUCUUCUACCAAAAGACUGCACUAUCGAGAACGAAAGUUCGCUGGUUGUAUUAUUAUACGAAUUUUUCCAGUUUUAUUCUUCGUUCGAUUUCGGCUCUUACGCUAUAUCGUUGAAUACCGGAGGUAUGAUACCGAAACCGGAAUAUUCCGCGUUGUACAUCGUGAAUCCAUUGGAAAAGCACCUGAAUGUGAGCAAAAAUGUCAGUCCGGACGAAUGCGAAAGAAUUAAAAUGCAGUUUAGAGCAGCUGCGUGGAGUAUGGAAUGUGCCUCGAAUGACGAAACGACGAAUAACCGAGAAUGGGGACUGUUAAAUCUCGUAAGUAGUCACGUUUUGCGAAAAAGUGGUUCGAUUCGUAAACAAGGGUCGAUGAAAGCACCCGCUAGAAAGAAAGUCACCGUUCAAGAGCUUUUCGACGAAGGUAAUGAAACAAUGGACUGGAAAAUGCCGCAUUCGAAAUCCAAGAAACAACCAGUUUAAAGAUGUAAAUUUUUGUAAAAUAAAACGUUAAUUGAAUCAUU